This is a messenger RNA of Synchytrium microbalum, 2001 nucleotides long. RefSeq lists its product as uncharacterized. The record is from RefSeq and is a predicted model, not a curated record. The transcript has 11 exons. Lineage: Eukaryota; Fungi; Chytridiomycota; Chytridiomycetes; Synchytriales; Synchytriaceae. Gene Ontology annotation, biological process: cristae formation. Bases 1 to 2001 code for a protein of 666 amino acids.
AUGAGUGCCAGCACGACCUACGCGCAAGAUCCAUAUGCUUCUUCUACCAGAGACAGUACAGCGUCUCUUCCAGCCGUCGAUGAAAAGGAACGAGACGAGUUUGAUGAAGCUGAAAAGGACGAGAACGGGGUUGGAGCUACGUCCGUAGACUAUUAUGCUAUACUAAACGUGCCAAAAGAGGCUACAGACGACGAAAUCAAGAAUUCCUACAGGAGACUUGGUCUCGUUUACCACCCCGACAAACACCAGACUCCUGAACUGCGAGCUAUAGCGUCAGAUCGCUUUCAAUCUAUACAAAGAGCUUAUGACGUGCUGACAGAUCCAACCAAAAGAUACGUGUAUGAUGCCUAUGGUGAAAAGGGCCUGUCGCAUUCUUGGGACGUGGGACCGAGGCUCCAAACUCCAGAUGAGAUUCGGGCCGAGUAUGAACGCAAGAUGCAGAGAGACCGAGAAACGGAAGUCGAAAAUCUAGUGAAAUCCAGAGGCGAGAUUCAAGUGACGCUAAAUGCUACACGUCUUUUUGAACCGUUGCUCCAACCAUCGAGACGGAGACCUAGGGUGACCAGUCGACGAGAGCCAAGGAGUAUAGUCGACUACCUAGUGAUGCCAGAGUUCACACAGGCUGUCGUGAAGCAUUCUUGGCAGGCCACAAUACAGCCUGGAACAACCUUCAACGUUCAAGGAACAGCAGUAGCACGUAAUGGCAUUGGUUCGUGCAAUAUACUGGGUACAUUGAGGCACUCUUAUUCUCCAAAACUUUGGGGAGAGCUCACUAGUGGUCUUGGUGAGAACCCUAUGGUCCAACUCAAACUAGUUAACAACAUCACCCCUGAUAACUUUGUCACCGCUGCCGCCACUCAAUCAUCACUAAACUCACCACCUCCACUCCUCUUUGUCAUUGGACGUCGUCUCACUCCUCAAAUAACGGGAUACCUGACAUAUCGAACAGGAGAAUACAAUAUAGGGAAUUGGGGCUUGUAUGGGACUGGAAGAGAGCCGUCUGGUGUGUCACUAGGCGUCAUUAGUCGAGGCGAGAAAUCCCAUAUAGUCACGGAUAUCCAACUGUCUACAAAUAAUGUGGCUGGAAGUAUUGCUCUCGUGCAAGCAGUAUCAAAGAAUGUACGAGCUAGAUUGAGUCUAGGAGCGUCGACUAAUAUGGGAAUGACGUAUUCGGUUGGUCUGGAUCAACGAGUUACCAAGCAUAGUAGAGUGGGCAUGUCGGUUGAUUGUGCGACGGCUGGUGGUGUUUCAUUACGAUUGAGGUACACUAGCGUAGGCCAAAAGUUUACUCUUCCUAUAAUCAUCUCACCUCAAAUGGAUGUGAGAGUGUCGGUUUUAGUGGGUGUGGUUCCCCUGUUUGCUGGAUGGGCACUAGAUCAGUUGCUGGUGACACCGUUAAGGAGACGCUCGCGUCAAGAGAAAUUGACAAAGAUACGGCUUGACAAUGCUGAAAUGCUGGCAAAAAGGAAGAAGGAAGCCGAAGAUGCCGUGCAGCUUAUGAAGGAUACUACUGCUAGAAAGCUUGAAGCGGAAGAAGGCAAAGGUGGACUGGUGAUUAUACAAGCUUUAUAUGGUAACUUGGAGUCAGUCAAUCCGAAUCAUUUAUCCAACUUCCUUUUUGGAAGCACGUCAGCCAUUCCUGUUGUGAAUGGACAUUCAAAUGGUGGUGUGAAUGAAACUGCUGCCACGAAUCGCAGUAGUAGUACUAGUGCUGAAUCGGGCAAAGCUGGAGCUGAAUCCAGUAGUCACAACAGUAAAGCUGAAUCCAGUAUUCUCCCUGGAUCAUCACCAUCAAUACCUAAACCUAAGGUGGAAUACAUUGAUGUGACGAUACCGGUUCAAAGUCUGUCAAGUCUCCUGGGCUUUUAUGACCCAUGCUUAGGAGAAGUCAAAAAACUACGAGUUGUGUACCGAUUUCAAGGAAAAUUGCAUUUCGUGGAGGUGGAUGAUACAUCCCAAAUGGCGGCACCACUUCGAGCUCACAUGUCUGAUAUACAGUGA